Messenger RNA from Seriola aureovittata, 3599 nucleotides. RefSeq names its product methionyl-tRNA synthetase 2, mitochondrial (gene mars2). Gene Ontology annotation, biological process: methionyl-tRNA aminoacylation. The record is from RefSeq and is a predicted model, not a curated record. Bases 271 to 2052 code for a protein of 593 amino acids. Gene Ontology annotation, molecular function: methionine-tRNA ligase activity; ATP binding. The transcript has 3 exons. NCBI's taxonomy places the organism in Eukaryota, Metazoa, Chordata, Actinopteri, Carangiformes, Carangidae.
GCUAACCUUCACAUCCAAGCAAAACACAUGUGCGACAGGGUUCGAGAAAAGAGGCUGAAAUUCAACGAUUCCGAUCAUUUUAAUCUAUAACAUUCACCAAGACUACUUUAAGAGCUUUUUCCGGUAGUCGUUCCGAUUAUUCGUUUUUCUGCGAAAACAAAAUCCUUUAGCUAGCUAAAAUGAAAGACUAGCACCCACCAGCUCAUUUCUGCACUCCUGGAGUAAACAUAGUUUGCUGGCUUUCAUGUGGGUGUCGCCUGCUCUCCAACGAUGAGGUUCCCUUUUCGUUCUGUUGCCAGAAGUUGUAAGGCUGUUCACAAACUGCGACAAAGCCCUUUCUUAUUACCAGAUUGUGCUGUGUCGAGACAUCAGAGGAUCGCUGUGUUGAGCCAUCAAUGCAAAGAUGAGAGGAGUUACUACAUAACCACCCCCAUCUUCUAUGUCAAUGCUUCUCCUCAUUUAGGACACCUGUAUUCGGCUGUGAUAGCUGACUGCCUUCACAGGUACAAGCUGCUUCAAGGGUUCAACUCAAAGUUUUCAACAGGCACAGAUGAGCAUGGCUUGAAAAUCCAACAAGCUGCUGAAGCUGCAGGAAAAGAUCCCCUGACCUUCUGCACUGAUGUGUCUGAAAGAUUCAAACAUCUCUUCAGCAGCUGCAACAUUUCGUACACAGACUACAUAAGAACCACUGAGCAGAGACACCGUCAGGCAGUGGAGCAUUUCUGGUCAGUGCUCUGGAAAAAAGGACACAUCUACAAGGGGCAUUAUGAAGGCUGGUACUCCACACAGGAUGAAAGUUUCCUCACGCCAAUGCAGGUGGACGACGCUGUGGACUCAUCAGGGAAGGAGAUCAAGGUGUCGCUGGAGAGUGGACACAAGGUGGAGUGGAUGAAAGAGGAGAACUACAUGUUCCGUCUGUCUGCGUUUCGGUCUCAGCUGCUCGACUGGCUCAGAGGAAAUCCCCAGGCCGUACAGCCUGAACAUUUCUACCAGAUUGUUGUCCAGUGGCUAGAGCACGACCUUCCAGACCUGUCAGUGUCCCGGCAGAGAAGCCGCCUUCAGUGGGGCAUCUCGGUCCCCAACGACCCUGAGCAGACCAUCUACGUGUGGCUAGAUGCUCUGGUGAACUACCUCACAGUAGCUGGCUAUCCAGAUAACCACGACCAAUGGUGGAAUGUGGCCCACCAUGUUGUAGGAAAGGAUAUCUUAAAAUUUCAUGCCGUCUACUGGCCAGCUUUCCUCCUGGGAGCUGGACUGCCGCUGCCACAGACGAUACAUGUGCACUCUCACUGGAUAGCGGGAGGAAAGAAGAUGUCUAAAAGUUUGGGUAAUGUGGUAGAUCCUCUUCAACGCUCACAGUUGUUUACAACUGAUGGUAUGAGGUACUUUCUUCUGCGUCAGGGUGUCCCAGACUCAGACUGUGAUUACACAGAUCACAAAGUACUCAAGCUACUCAACGCAGAACUAACUGACUCCCUGGGAGGUCUGCUUAACCGCUGCACAGCUACGGCUCUUAACCCAGCGCAGGUCUACCCCUCUUUCUGUCCUCUGUCCUUCCCAAGAGAACAGGGAGGCAGGGCUGUGGUCGAAGACUACCUCAUGUUGGAUGCUGUGAAAAAUCUCCCCGCUGUGGUAGAGCAGCACUAUGAGAGCAUGCAUGUGUACAAAGCGCUGGAGGCCAUCACUGCUUGUGUGAGGCAGACCAACGGGUUUGUUCAUCGCCACGCACCUUGGAAGCUGGACAAGAGGAACAGUAAAGAGCAGCGCUGGCUAGACACUAUCAUCCAUGUUUCCCUUGAAUGCCUGAGGGUUUAUGGCACACUCCUCCAGCCAAUAGUGCCAGAGAUUUCCAACAAACUCCUGUCCAGGCUCGGGGUGCAGCCAGGUGAGAGGAGCUGGGCAGCUCUGAACUUCCUGCCAACGUAUCAGGGAAUGGACUGUCCCUUUGAAGGGAGAGCACUAGGAUCUGACACUGGAGUACUUUUUAGUCGCUUGGAAAGUCAGAAUGUUGAUGAACAAAAACGUAACAAAGCAAAAAGGAAAAAAAAUUGAAAUGAGGAAUUGUUUUGUUCCCUGUAGACUGCUUCAGUAAGAAAUAAAAGUCCUGUGGUACACUCCAAGUGUUUUCAGUUUAAUCUUCUAAAGGCUGUGAGGCGUUUCGACUGUGCUUGAUUAUCAUCUUCCUCGCUUUUUGUUAGUUUUGCUGUAAACUGUCAGGACAGAACAACUUAUACCUGCAAUAGCCUUAUUUUGAUUUGUCAUGGCAGGAAACACAUAACAAUGGCUCUGUUCCACGUAAGUGUGAGAAAGCCAAGGCCGUGAGCGAGCAUGCACAACACCCAGACACUGGAUCUGACAUAAAUCUGACUGGAAUAUAGCCUUUAUUAUUGAUAUUAAUUGCACCUGUGCUGUGAAAAAGACCUGCUCCCAGCUUAACUUCACCCCACGCCCACGCCCACCUGAGCAGAAGUAUAAUUAGGCACAAAGUGAAAACACCUGUGCUGGCCUUUUAGAUUUUGCUUGUAAUACCCUUUUGUAUUUUGUUUGAAAAUGUUGGACUUUUUUUUUUUAUACAUAUAUAUAGUGUACAUGGCUCUUAGUCUACAACAAAAUGGAUCUGAGUUAGACCUAACUCUAAAUACUAAUAGACAGGUAGUAUCAGUGUGAAUGAUGUGCAUGUCUUUCAAGGCACUCACCAAAAGUAUUGCUUUUCUUCUGUUGAAGUUCAGUUAUGUUACAGACGUUAUUUCUACUUGAUAGUAACACUCCCAUGCAAAAUUUUGACAAGUUGUCCAAUCACUAAUAAUAAACAAUAAAAAUUAUUGAUGGCUACAUACCAUGUAGCUCAGUUUCAGGGUCCUGGUGUUGUGCACGCUGGCUCACCGGGACACGUCAAUGCAACCUCGGCAUCGUUAACGUUAUUAGUAACACCUGUGCUUUUUUUCCUGCUGAGAAAACAGUCUAUUGUAGCAAAGCUUUAGACACUGUUUUCACUUGUAAUAGUGUAAUGCUACAUUGAGGCACACACUGAAACUGUAAAGGUUGCCCAACCACUGCAGUAAUAAGUUGAGGAAAAGUGCCUCCAGCAUCAACUUGUCUUGUUAAAGAAAAUUGUGGAAUAAAUAUAAAAAAACCUGUUGUUAAAAGCUGUCAUUUACCUCUGUGCAUCAUGUUGGGUUAUCAUCCUAUCAGUCAUAUCUACUGAUGAAAUAAAUUCUUCUUCUGGAAAAUUAAAUGCUCAUGUACAGUAAGUUCCUGUUUAAAAACCUUAAUUUCAAAUAAUUGUGGGAUCAAUCAUUGGCCAACACAAUCUGAUCAACAGGAUGUAAAAGUUACUCAAAACACAGAAUAACUUAGUGUUAGGAUUUUUUUUGCUUAACAACAGCCUUAUUUGAUCCCCACUACUCUCACCAUAACUGUUAGACUGACAGGUUUUGAACAGUAUACAGGCAGCCAACACAAGUACAAGACAUAAAAACUGACAUGAUUUUUUAAUGAGAAAUACACGAAACUGAAAAAAUUGUACAAAUUGAAAUAAAAUAAAAAAAUUGCAUUAUUCUUAUAAUUUCUGGUACUUUUUUACAUAGACUUCUCCAUUA